Molecule: messenger RNA, 3947 nt
Organism: Pocillopora damicornis (cauliflower coral)
Lineage: Eukaryota; Metazoa; Cnidaria; Anthozoa; Scleractinia; Pocilloporidae
Product: DNA-directed RNA polymerase I subunit RPA2
Biological process (GO): DNA-templated transcription
Cellular component (GO): nucleus
Molecular function (GO): DNA binding; ribonucleoside binding; DNA-directed RNA polymerase activity
Source: RefSeq, a predicted model, not a curated record
AUGGCGGCUGUGCAAGACCAAAACAGCGCUCUUCCAGACUUGAAGAAUUUAACCUCUUGCAACUUCGGUAAAUUGUCACAACAACAAAACAAGAUACUACAAGAUCUUGUCAGCCCGCACAUAAGGUCGUUCAACUUCAUGCUGGAAGAAGGGCUUUCUCUUGCAGUCCAGGCCAUACAUCCACAAGAAUUCUUGCUUGCAGAUGGACAGAGAGCCACGAUAUACUUCACUGAUGCUUCAAUUGGAGUCCCUACAGUGUCAGAAAACAACUUACAUGCUUCACAGAUGAAGUUGUUCCCUUCUGAGUGUAGAGAACGUGGGGUUACAUACAAAGCAAAACUCCAGGUUACUCUGCAAUGGAAAAUUAACAACCAGCUGCAAGGAAGUGUUUCAAAGGUCAUUGCUAGUAUACCAAUGAUGGUCAAGUCUAACCACUGCUCCCUAGCAAAGCUUUCACCUCAGGAACUGGUUCAGAAACACGAGGAGGCAGAGGAAGCUGGAGGUUAUUUCAUAGUCAAUGGAAUUGAAAAAAUUAUAAGAAUGCUCAUCCUUCCUAGAAGAAACUUUCCAGUAGCUGUUCAAAGACCAUCAUGGAAGACAAGGGGCACCAUGUACACAGAAUAUGGCAUUCAGAUGAGAUCAGUCAGGAAGGACCAAACAGCUAUGAAUAUGAUUCUCCACUAUCUUUCUGAUGGAAGUAUUGUGAUAGCUAUUUCCUAUGAGAAAGAAUUGUUUUAUGUUCCACUGGUUUUCAUUCUCAAAGCCUUAGUUAAAAUAACAGAUCAACAAAUCUACCGUCAUCUGGUGGCAGGAGAAGAAGAGAACAGCUUCCUUAAAGACUGUGUAGCCACAAUGCUCAGAUCUGCCCAAUUACAGGGAGCUACCACUCAACAGGCUGUGCUCAAAUUUAUUGGUGAAAGAUUCAGAGUCAAGAUGAGGUUACCAGACUGGUACUCUGAUGAAGCUGUAGCUCAAUUUGUUCUCCAAAACUGUGUUUGUGUUCACCUGAAUGCAGAUGUAGAUAAGUUUAAUUUAAUGAUUUUCAUGGCAAGGAAGCUGUAUGCAUUUGCUCUAGAAAAGUGUGCAACAGAAAGUGCAGAUAAUCCAAUGAUGCAAGAAGUACUUCUUGGUGGACAUUUGUAUCUUAUGACCUUAAAGGAAAAGCUGGAGGUCUGGCUGUAUAGUGUGCGGGCCAAUAUUGAAAAGGAUAUGACAAAGAAACAAAGUUAUUGUUUAAAUACAGCUAGUUUACUACAGGCAAUGUCACGUAGCACCAACAUCUCACACCAAAUGGAAUAUCUCCUUGCUACUGGUAAUCUAGUGUCAAGAUCAGGCCUUGGUCUUAUGCAGACCACAGGAUUUUCCGUGGUGGCUGACCGACUCAAUUUCUACAGGUUUCUGUCCCACUUCCGGUGUGUUCACAGAGGAACUUUUUUUUCUCAGAUGAGAACAACAUCUGUGAGGAAGUUAUUACCAGAAGCUUGGGGGUUUCUAUGCCCAGUACACACUCCUGAUGGGGCACCAUGUGGUCUUUUGAACCAUUUGUCGGCAUCAUGUCAGGUUGUGAAUGAUGUGCUACAGACUUCCCACCUUCUCAGGCUGUUAUGUUCAUUAGGCAUGAGUCUGAUUGAUGCCCCUGCACCUGCUGAUGUGAAGUCUUGUUAUGUGGUUAUCUUAGAUGGCAGAGUGAUUGGUAGAGUUGAUAUGGACCUUGCACCAUCACUUGCCAACAGACUGCGCAUGUUAAAAGUACUUGGACUAGAGGAGAUUCCUCAGAUGCUGGAGAUAUGUCUUGUGCCCAUUACAAAAGUAGCAAGCCAAUACCCAGGCUUGUAUAUUUUCUCCACCCCAGCUCGAAUGAUGAGGCCUGUAUUUAACCUGGCUGCAAACAAAGUGGAAAUGAUUGGAACUUUUGAGCAGGUAUAUAUGGAUAUUGCAGUUGUUAAAGAAGAAGCGUAUGAGGCGAAAACCACACAUCUCGAACUGAAACCAGCCAGUAUGUUAAGUGCUGUUGCAAGUUUAACGCCAUUUUCAGAUCACAACCAAAGUCCCCGUAACAUGUACCAAUGUCAGAUGGGGAAGCAAACAAUGGGAACACCAGCACAAGCAUUGAAAUAUCGCAGUGAUAACAAACUAUAUAGAAUACAGACUCCACAGAGUCCUUUGGUACGACCAGUUGCUCAUGAUGAGUUAUCUGUUGACAACUAUGCCCUAGGAACAAAUGCUGUGGUAGCUGUUAUCUCCUACACGGGUUAUGACAUGGAGGAUGCCAUGAUACUCAAUAAAUCAUCUUAUGAACGUGGAUUUGCCCAUGGCUCUGUUAUCAAAUGCGAGAUCAUCGAUCUUAAGAAAGUUCCAGGAAAUGAGUUCCAAGUUUCAAGUGUCAGAUUUGGCUGCCUUCCUGAUGAUGAACGAGUUCAAGGAAUCCUCGACAGUGAUGGUCUUCCACCAAUUGGAGCAAAGCUGGAGACAGGAGACCCAUAUUAUUGUUUCAUUGACGACAACAUUGGACAAGCAGUCAUCCAGAAAUACAACAGCUUAGAAAGCGCGAUUGUUGAAGAUGUAAAAGUUCUUGGAAAUGAUGAAGGGACAGGUUUGCUCCAAAAAGCUUCAAUUAAAUUGAGAAUACAGAGAAAUCCAAUCAUUGGAGACAAGUUCUCAAGUCGUCAUGGACAGAAAGGGAUUUGUAGCCAAAAGUGGCCUGUUGAGAACAUGCCUUUCACAGAGUCUGGAAUGACGCCAGAUAUUAUAUUCAAUCCUCACGGCUUCCCUUCACGUAUGACAAUUGGUAUGAUGAUUGAGAGUAUGGCGGGAAAAUCAGCCAGCCUCGAUGGAUUGGCCUACGAUGCUACACCAUUCACUUUCUCAGAAGAUAAUCCCGCCAUCACAUACUUCGGAAGUCUUUUAAAAAAAUCUGGUUACAAUUACUAUGGUACGGAGCGGAUGUACAGUGGCGUCGAUGGUAGAGAAUUUGAAGCAGAUAUCUUUUUUGGAGUUGUUUACUAUCAGCGUCUCAGGCACAUGGUAGCUGACAAGUAUCAGGUCCGGACAACAGGUCCUAUUGACAUACUCACGCACCAGCCUAUUCAGGGUCGCAAAAGACAGGGAGGUAUUCGGUUUGGAGAAAUGGAAAGAGACGCAUUGCUUGCACACGGUGCUUCCUAUCUAUUACAAGAUCGCCUCAUGAACUGCUCAGACAGGACAGUGGGUCAUGUAUGUACAAAAUGUGGUAGCAUACUCUCUCCUCUCCUGGAAAAACCCGCGGAUGAGCUGGCAGCUGCGGCUGCGCACAGGAAGAGGAAAUGGAUUUGUAAAGUUUGUGAGAGCAGCGAGCAUAUUCAGUUGUUAGCCUUUCCUUAUGUCUUCCGAUAUCUUGUUGCUGAGUUAGCGGGAAUGAACAUCAAGACGUGUUUACAAGUAAAGAAAGUUGGAACGUAAAAGCUUGCAGUGAAAACAGAUAGGGACAAGACCCACACCGUAGACCGUUGGGGUUGUUGGCUACCACUUAAAUAGAAUCUAUUACCGAGCCUGUGGGUCUCAACUUAGCGUUUGCAAGUGGGAAUUUUCACAUCUUUCACAGUGCUUGCCUAAUGAUUGACUAGAGAAGAAGAGGAGAGAAUUGUAAGGACUACCAAACGGCAGAUUAACAACGUUUGCCAGAUUGCUUGAAAAUAUUCAGCAGAAGAUAGAAAAUAUCUCCCAUUUAAAGAAAGGCGAAGAUUUUUCACACAAUGAAACGCACACAACAAAAUCUAUUCGUUUCCCGUUCGAGUACGACUUAGCUAGGUUCUUAAUCCCCUGGGUGAACGAGAUGGGUAGCCGUUUGACAGCAGUGUACACCUGUAGCAAACACUUUGCUAUGGUCUUUGCGUGGAGUAACAUUGACUACAAUUUUCCUCAAAGGAAAUGAAGAUAUAUUGGGAUUGCAAGGCACACAUAAUGAAGUA